Molecule: messenger RNA, 1242 nt
Organism: Adineta steineri
Lineage: Eukaryota; Metazoa; Rotifera; Eurotatoria; Adinetida; Adinetidae
Source: the annotation of a GenBank genome assembly
AUGUCUUCAGCUAGUCUUGAAGACAAAUUCAAUGCAGCUGUUAAAGCUAUUCAACAUUUACCUAAUGAUGGUACUUUUCAACCAUCAAAUGAAAUGAAAUUAACGUUCUAUGGUCUUUAUAAACAAGCAACAGCAGGACCAUGUAAAGAAGCACGACCAUCUCUAUUUAAUUAUAUUAAUCGAGCAAAAUGGGAUGCGUGGGAUAAAUGUCGACCGAUGAGUAAAGAAUCAGCUAUGUUAGCUUAUAUUGAUGAAAUUCGAAAAAUUCUUGAAACUAUGCCACAAACAAAUGAAGUAUUAGAUUUUACACAAUUAAUUGGACCAUUUUAUGAAUUUGUUGAUGAUCAAUCAGCAGGGAAUAGUUCGAUUUCAACUAUAAAAAAGAAAACACAUCAUACAAAUAUGAACAGUAAAAAAUCAAAUUCAUUAGAACCUUAUGUUAAUGGAAUUAGUGAAGAUAAUCAUGAUGAACGUCCACUUAUUCAUACUAAUGGUCCAAUACAAACACUAGUUUCCGCUGGAAAUGGUCCAGCACCUUCUUCAUCUCCUUCAUCUUCUUCCACAUCAUCAAUAUCUUCUUCAGAUGUUGAUGAAUUUUAUGAUGAUCCACCUGAUCGAUUUCCGCUUACUCAUGGUUUAUCAAAUGAUGAAAUAUCGUCAAAUAAUAAUAAUAUUCAAAAAACCGAAUCUCUAUCAACAACUACAAACAUUCCACAUGAACAAACAUCAGAUAGUACAAUCAAACAUCAUCCACAUGUAUAUGGCGGUCAAGAUGGAACAAAUGCUCCUCUACAUCAUUCAAAUAGAGGAGGCAAUCAUUCAAAUCAAAAUCAUAGACCAUCCUCACAUCAUCAUCAUCAUGAUCUAUCCGAUGGUGCUCGAUAUUCACCAUCUUCGAUGAUUUCCGGUGGUGGUAAUGGACGACAUCCGAAUAAUAAUUAUAAUAAAGAAACACAACGUGCUAUAUUAACAGCAUUGACAAAACUUCAACGAGAUGUUAAUAAUAUUUUAGAACGACUUAAUCAAUUAGAAACAUCAACACAUUUUCUUCAACAGAGAGAACUAUCAACACAAUUACAUCGCUCUUCUGAACCAAAAGCAAUAUCACGAUGGUUUCCAUUAUCCGGUUUACGUCGUCGAGCGAUUGCAUUUAUUUUACUUUGGCCUUUCUUUGUCUUCUCAGUAAUUCGACUUUUUCUUCGUGCACGAAUAAUUAUACGUUUCCGACAGCCACGUCGUUGA